AUGCACGAAAAGGACGGUCACGAUCACUAUCGUUACGACACGUACGCACCGCUGAUGAAGUCCGCCACCAUGAAGGGCGUCAAGGCGGUCCACUGCACCAGCGAAACGAGCACCGUGCUCAAGGGUGGCACCCACACCACGAUGACCAAGCACAGCACCACGAUCCACAGCAAGGACGGUACGGCCAAGUCCCGGUGCUGUUCCUGCUGUUCCGGCCGGGGCAGUUCCACCUUCUGGGCCGCGCUACUGACCAACAUUGGUGUCUGCACGCUGCUGCUGGCGUACACGCUGCUAGGUUCGUUUAUCUUCCUGGCGAUUGAAGGCGGUGCGUCGCAGAUGCAGCAGCGCACGCUAGCGUCGACCAACCGGCACCAGAAGCAACAGCCAGUGGGCACCAAUCAUCACGGUCGGCACGAUACGGCAAAUCUGACCUUUCCGCAGUUAAUCUUACUGGAGGCGGUUGAGGCACGCCAGAAGACGGUGGAAAACAUUUGGGAUAUUACGGUCUCGCUAAACAUUCUGUAUCGGGAAAAUUGGACGCGUUUGGCAUCGAUGGAAAUUGCCCGGUUCCAGGAGCAGUUCGUUAACAGACUGCUGGAGGAGAUGACACAGAUCAACAACAUGCAGCACGCGGUCACGAGCGGCGGCGUCCAUGAUCCCGGGCACGGGCAGGAUAACAAUUGGACGUUCGCCCGAGCAUUCCUGUACUCGCUCACCAUUUUGACGACCAUCGGUUAUGGCAGUGUGGCACCGCGGACCGUCCUGGGACGGAUGAUAACGUUGGCGUAUGCCGUGCUGGGCAUACCGUUGACGCUGGUCUACCUUUCCAGCACCGGCGGUAUGUUGGCGAAAGUUGCGCGCGGAGUAUUUUCCCGAGUUCUUUGCUGCUGUUUGUGCUCCAACUGUGGCUACUGCUGCUACGAUGAAAAGCGUAUGGAGGAGAAGGAAAAGCGAAUGAAGCGAAAGCGGCAACAGAUGGAAAUGCAGCAGCAGCAGCAUCUCACCAUAUCCGGCCAGGAACCGUACUACGUCCGUUCCGGUUCGCUGCAAACCAGCGUCAGCUCGCCGGAGAAACAACUGACCAUGUUGGGGCCGGCAAUAACCACACCGGACCGGGACUCGACGGCCGGCAGCAGCGACAGCGAGUCGCGGGCGUCCAUGCACGGGCUCAGCAUACUGGCACCGAUACUGCUGUGUGUGGCGAUGAUGUCGAUCUACAUAGUGGUCGGUGCGCUGACACUGUUCCGGCUCGAAUCGUUACCCCUGUCGGACGGUGUUUACUUCUGCUUUAUGGCACUGUCCACGAUAGGGUUCGGGGCGCUAGCGCCCGGCACACGCCGCGAAUCGGCCGCCACCACGUGGUUCUGCUCGGGAUACAUCAUGGCCGGUAUGGCGCUGACCGCCAUGUGCUUCAACGUGCUGCACGACGAAAUACUGCACCGGUUGCGGCACAUGGUGGAGAUGCAGAAGGAGAUCAAGAACCACAACGAGCACCGCCGGUUUCUCGCCUCAUGA
Messenger RNA from Anopheles marshallii, 1515 nucleotides. Its product is annotated as potassium channel subfamily K member 18-like. Gene Ontology annotation, cellular component: membrane. Gene Ontology annotation, biological process: stabilization of membrane potential; potassium ion transmembrane transport. The transcript has 5 exons. The record is from RefSeq and is a predicted model, not a curated record. Gene Ontology annotation, molecular function: potassium ion leak channel activity. The coding region runs from base 1 to 1515 and encodes 504 amino acids. Lineage: Eukaryota; Metazoa; Arthropoda; Insecta; Diptera; Culicidae.